Molecule: messenger RNA, 2196 nt
Organism: Toxotes jaculatrix (banded archerfish)
Lineage: Eukaryota; Metazoa; Chordata; Actinopteri; Toxotidae
Gene: ss18
Product: SS18 subunit of BAF chromatin remodeling complex
Exons: 10
Coding region: 95-1243 (382 amino acids)
Biological process (GO): positive regulation of transcription by RNA polymerase II
Cellular component (GO): nucleus
Molecular function (GO): transcription coactivator activity
Source: RefSeq, a predicted model, not a curated record
UGCAUCCUAUUCUGAACUGUUUGAUCUGAGUUCUCUCGAUUUGUUAAGUGUGUUAUUUAUGUUCUAGCUCACUUUUAUUUCAUAGAGUAUCACCAUGUCGGUGGCGUUUGCACCUCACAGGCAGCGUGGGAAAGCUGAUAUAACACCCGCUGGAAUACAAAAGUUACUUGACGAAAACAACCAGCUGAUCCAGUGUAUAAUGGACUUCCAGAGUAAAGGCAAAACUGCUGAGUGUUCACAGUAUCAACAGAUGCUGCACAGAAAUUUAGUGUACCUUGCCACGAUAGCAGACUCCAAUCAGAACAUGCAGUCUCUUCUCCCUGCUCCGCCCACUCAAAACAUGCCCAUGGGACCUGGUGGGAUGAACCAAAGUGGACCCCCCCCUCAGCCUCCUCACGGUCACAACAUGCCCUCUGAGGGUAUGGUCAGUGGUGGCCCUCCAGCCCCGCACAUGCAGAACCAGAUGAAUGGACAGAUGCCUGGGCCUAAUCACAUGCCCAUGCAAGGUCCCGGUCCAGGCCCCAACCAGCCCCCAAACAUGCCCAGUGGCUCUAUGAACAUGCCCCCCAGCAGCCAUGGCUCAAUGGGUGGCUACAAUCACACCGUUCCUUCCUCCCAGGGCAUGCCAGCUCAGAGCCAAAUGAACAUGACCCAGGGCCAGCCCAUGGGAAACUAUGGGCCACGGCCAACCAUGAACAUGCAGCCCAAUCAAGGCCCCAUGAUGCACCAGCAGCCUCCCUCCCAGCAGUAUAACAUGCCUCCUGGUGGUGGUGGACAACACUACCAAGGACAACAGAACCCAAUGGGUAUGAUGGGCCAGGUCAACCAAGGGAACCAUGUCAUGGGGCAGAGGCCAAUGCCACCCUAUAGACCUCCACAGCAAGGACCCCCUCAGCAGUACCCAGGGCAGGAAGACUACUAUGGGGACCAGUACAGUCACGCAGGACAGGGAGCCUCAGAAGGUAAUGCCCAGUAUGGCCAACAGCAGGAAGCAUACCAGCAAGGCCCUCCCCAGCAACAGGGCUACCCUCCUCAACAGCAGUACCCAGGUCAACAGGGCUACCCACCACAGCAGCAGGGUUACGGUCCCUCCCAAAGUGGCCCAGGACAGUAUCCCAACUAUCCUCAGGGGCAGGGACAACAGUAUGGGGGCUAUCGCCCUCCUCAGCCUGGCCCCCCACAGGGCCAGCAGCAACGCCCUUACGGUUAUGACCAGGGCCAGUAUGGAAAUUACCAGCAAUGAGAGAUGGUCACAGCAACCCACACAGCUCUGCUCUGAUCUCUGUCUGAGCUUUGACCUCUGGUCAACCGCUCAGCAGACUUUAAUGAUGGUUGCAGCUCACUGAGAUUCUCUCAGACACGAACAUACAACACUCAAAAAUACAAAAUAUGUUUCCCCCUCUCUUUAGGCUCUUGUCCUUGCCUGUAAAAUGUAUUCUGUUUAUCAUGUACAUUGACUUGAUAAUGUCAAAAGUCCAUGACACCCUCUGGUCCAGUGUCUCUCAAAGCAGCAAUGCCUUAAAAAUGGAACUGCCUUAUCCUUCAGCAUUGCAGAUUGUGAAACGAGCUAACAAAAUUUUGGAUAUCAGAGAUGAUUUAAAUGUACAGUUUCAAUCUACUGUGGUACAUUGUUUCUCUAUCAUUCAGCUCCCUCUUCAUAAGAAGCAAUAAUGCCAGCAGUAGGGAAAUGUGUGGGGGCUUAAAGAUGAAAUAAUGCACCAGACAAACUCCCCGCUAGGCCAUGGUACAUGUCUUGAUGUGUGUGAUGAUGUAAAAAUAUAUUUUAUGCUUUUUAGACCAAGCUAACUUUGUAUAAGACAUUGGAAACUAGUACUAAAGCUGUGUUGUUUUUUUCAUAAAGUGUAUGUGUCAAUGUUUUUUUUUUUUUUUUUUUUUUUUGUCUGUUUUUUUUAUGAUCUUUAAAGAUGAUCCCAUCCAGCACAUUUUUUUUUUUUAUUUCGCUGUUGUGUUGAAUUGUAUAACUAUCAAAUUGGAUCUGCUGCUUCAGUGACAUGGACACUCUACAAAUGUUGUGAGUAAGAGCGAAAAAUGACAUGCAGAAAAAAUCCUUGAAGGACACACACCAACAUCAUACCUGGAUUUAGAGAAUGUUUAAUGUCUGAAAUCAUGUAACAGUUGCUAUAGUCUGUGUUGAGCUGUGUUUUUAAGUCAGUGAAAAUAUAUAUAUAAAAUUUG